GUUAGAAAAAUGCACCAUAGAAAGCAACAUUAUUUAUUUUAAAAAAUUCAUCGAGCGCGAAUGAUCUUUUUCAUAAUGCAACAGUUUUAGAUAUUUUCUCGGGCCUGGUUUUAGAUAUUUCCUUUCAUUAGUCACAACCGUUCAUGGACGAAAUACAAAAACUUUUCUCGAGGUUGUUGGAACGUGCCAGAGAGAGGAGAGAGAGAGAGUUAAGCGUAAACUAAAAGAAUAGCAGUCUCCAUCAACCUAGUGAAUAAGAAAGUACAACACCGUAAUUUAAACUAAUUUCGAGAUGAAUGUGGCGUUGAUACUACAGGUUUUUGUUGUAUUAUUUCUCUCAGAGUUCAUGAUAAUAAAUGUGGGUGCGAUUUUUUUCUCAUCCUUAUUAUCACUGCCGAUCUUUCCAUCAACAACAACUAAACAAAAGCCACAUAUCAUCAUUAUUCUUGCUGAUGAUAUGGGAUGGAACGAUGUAAGCUUUCACGGAUCGGAUCAAAUCCCUACACCGAACAUCGACGCCCUUGCAUACAAUGGCAUUAUCUUAAAUAAUCAUUACGUUCCCGCAUUGUGCACGCCAAGCAGAUCCUCUUUAAUGACUGGAAAAAAUCCGAUUCAUCUGGGUAUGCAACACUCUGUUCUCUACCCAGCCGAACCACGAGGGCUUCCUCUAAGCGAAAAACUAUUACCCGAGUACUUGAAAGAAAUAGGCUAUAGAACACAUGCUGUGGGAAAGUGGCAUCUAGGAUAUUUCAGAAAAGAAUACACGCCAACGUAUCGUGGAUUUGAAUCACAUUUUGGUUAUUGGAACGGUCUUCAGGAUUAUUACACGCAUAUUACACAGGAACUAGACCCGCAAUAUAGCGAGUAUAAAGGCUUUGACAUGAGACGGAAUCUUACAGUAGCAUGGGACACCGCAGGAAAAUAUGCUACAGAUAUAUUUACAAAUGAAGCUGUACGGCUAAUCAACGAUCAUGAUACUAGUCGUCCAAUGUUUUUAUACCUAGCUCAUCUAGCGCCGCAUAAAGGAAAUGAAGAUCAACUAUUGCGAGCACCAGACGAAGAGAUCGCUAAAUUUUCAUAUAUUCUCAAUCUGGAAAGAAGGAUUCAAGCAGGCAAGUAUUAUCUUUUUGCUCAAAAAAUUAUCUGUUUUAUUCUGCUUUGAUAUUUAACAUGUCAA
This is a messenger RNA of Frieseomelitta varia, 1177 nucleotides long. RefSeq names its product arylsulfatase B-like. The coding region runs from base 293 to 1162 and encodes 289 amino acids. NCBI's taxonomy places the organism in Eukaryota, Metazoa, Arthropoda, Insecta, Hymenoptera, Apidae. The transcript is spliced from 5 exons. The record is from RefSeq and is a predicted model, not a curated record.